Molecule: messenger RNA, 4058 nt
Organism: Cynocephalus volans (Philippine flying lemur)
Lineage: Eukaryota; Metazoa; Chordata; Mammalia; Dermoptera; Cynocephalidae
Gene: CAMSAP3
Product: calmodulin regulated spectrin associated protein family member 3
Exons: 19
Coding region: 1-3852 (1283 amino acids)
Biological process (GO): negative regulation of microtubule depolymerization; neuron projection development; cytoplasmic microtubule organization
Cellular component (GO): microtubule minus-end
Molecular function (GO): microtubule minus-end binding; spectrin binding; calmodulin binding
Source: RefSeq, a predicted model, not a curated record
AUGGUGGAGGCGGCGCCCCCGGGGCCCGGGCCGCUGCGGAGGACCUUCCUGGUGCCCGAGAUCAAGUCGCUGGACCAAUACGAUUUCCCGCGGGCCAAGGCGGCCGCGAGCCUGGCGUGGGUGCUGCGGGCCGCGUUCGGGGGCGCAGAGCACGUGCCCCCGGAGCUGUGGGAACCCUUCUAUACAGACCAGUACGCUCAGGAGCACGUGAAACCCCCGGUGACGCGGCUGCUGCUCUCGGCCGAGCUCUACUGCCGGGCCUGGCGCCAGGCGCUGCCGCAGCUCGAGACACCCCCCAACCCCGCUGCGCUGCUGGCCUUGCUGGCGCGGAGGGGCACGGUGCCCGCGCUGCCCGAGCGCCCGGUGCGGGAGGCCGACCUGAGGCACCAGCCCAUUCUCAUGGGAGCCCACCUAGCUGUCAUUGACGCCCUUAUGGUUGCCUUCGCCUUCGAGUGGACAAAGACACUGCCGGGUCCCAUGGCCCUGACCAGCCUAGAACACAAGCUCCUUUUCUGGGUGGACACGACCGUCCGACGGCUGCAAGAAAAGACCGAGCAGGAAGCGGCCCAGCGAGCAUCUCCUGCAGCCCCUACAGAUGGGACAGCCCCAGCACAGCCCUCGUGCCCCACACGCUGGUACUGGAAGCUGGUUCCUCACGCAAUUGCCUUCUGUUUAAAGGAGUCGGGGAGCAAACCCCCCAUGAUCCGAUACCGCAAGGACCGCGCUGUGGCCCGACGCGCCCCCUGCUUUCCAACUGUAACUAACCUCCAGGACCUGGCCAGUGGGGCCGCACUGGCUGCCACAAUCCACUGCUAUUGUCCCCAGUUGUUGCGACUUGAGGAGGUAUGCCUCAAGGACCCUAUGUCUGUGGCGGACAGCCUCUACAACCUCCAGCUGGUACAGGAUUUCUGUGCCUCCCGCCUUCCUGGUGGCUGUCCGCUGUCCCUCGAGGACUUGCUCUAUGUCCCGCCGCCCCUCAAGGUCAACCUGGUGGUUCUGCUGGCCGAGAUGUUCAUGUGCUUUGAGGUGCUGAAGCCUGACUUUGUACAGGCCAAGGACUUGCCUGAUGGUCAUGCCGCCUCCCCCAGGGGCACUGAGGCCUCCCCACCUCAGGUCAGCAGUGGUGGCAGUUCUCCUGUCUUCAACUUCCGUCACCCGCUUCUGUCACCUGGUGGCCCCCAGUCCCCACUCCGAGGAUCCACAGGCUCCCUGAAGUCCUCCCCGUCCUUGUCCCACAUGGAGGCCCUCGGCAAGGCCUGGAACCGUCAGCUCAGCCGUCCCCUCUCCCAGGCUGUGUCAUUCAGCACCCCCUUUGGCCUGGACAGCGACGUGGAUGUUGUCAUGGGAGACCCCGUCCUGCUCCGCUCUGUCAGUUCCGACAGUCUGGGGCCUCCACGUCCUGUGCCAGCCCGGACCCCCGCCCAGCCAUCCCCGGAGCCUGGCGACCUGCCUACUAUCGAGGAGGCCCUGCAGAUUAUCCACAGUGCCGAGCCCCGGCUGCUCCCGGACGGGGCUGCCGAUGGCAGCUUCUACCUCCACUCCCCCGAGGGGCCACCCAAACCACCACUGGCCUCCCCCUACCCUCUCGAGGGGGCCUCCAAACCACGGUCUGAUGGACCCGCCAAAGCACCUGCCUACUUCCCCCACCCUGAGACACCCUCAAAACUAUCUCCCUGCCUGGCAGGGGAGGUGUCAAAACCACUGGCCCCGUCUGAGGAGUCCUCGAAGGUGGUGGCUUCGUCCCCUGCAGCCACCAACACCGAAGUGAAGAUGACCAGCUUUGCUGAACGCAAGAAGCAGCUGGUGAAGGCCGAGGCUGAGGCCGGAGCGGGGUCCCCCACGUCCACUCCGGCAGCACCGGAGGCCCUGAGCUCAGAGAUGAGUGAGCUGGGAGCCCGGCUGGAGGAAAAGCGCCGGGCUAUAGAGGCUCAAAAGCGGCGGAUCGAGGCCAUCUUUGCCAAGCACCGCCAACGACUGGGCAAAAGUGCCUUCCUGCAGGUGCAGCCACGAGAGGCUGCCGGGGAGGCCGAGGCAGAGGCUGAGCCAGGCCUGGUCCCUGGUGGGGAGCGGCCAGCAGGCGAGGGUCAGGGUGGUGAGCCGUCCUCACGGCCCAAGGCAGUGACCUUCUCGCCAGAGCUGGGCCCGGUGCCCCCCGAGGGCCUGGGGGAGUACAACCGGGCGGUCAGCAAGCUGAGCGCUGCAUUGAGCUCGCUGCAACGGGACAUGCAGAGGCUCACGGACCAGCAGCAGAGGCUUCUGGCCCCGCCAGAGGCCCCUGGACCUGCCCCGCCCCCCGCGGCGUGGGUCAUCCCCGGUCCCACGACAGGGUCCAAAGCUGCAUCCCCCAGCCCCGUCCGGCGCACCCCAGCCACCAGGCGCAGCCCCGGGCCGGGGCCCAACCCGGCACCCCGCAGCCCCAAACACACGCGGCCGGCGGAGCUGCGGCUGGCGCCCCUGACACGGGUGCUCACGCCACCCCACGACGUCGACAGCCUCCCCCACCUGCGCAAGUUCUCGCCGAGCCAGGUGCCCGUGCAGACACGAUCCUCUAUCCUCCUGGCGGAGGGGCCGCCUCCCGAGGAGCCUGCCGCCCGGCCUGGCCUCAUUGAGAUCCCACUGGGCAGCCUGGAAGAGCCCCCCGCUGAGGACGAGGGAGAUGGGAGCCCCCCUGGUGCUGAGGAUUCCCUAGAAGAAGAGGCAUCUUCAGAGGGAGAGCCCCGGACUGGGCUCGGGUUCUUCUAUAAGGAUGAAGACAAGCCUGAGGAUGAGAUGGCCCAGAAGCGGGCCAGCCUGCUGGAGCGGCAGCAGCGGCGGGCAGAGGAGGCGCGGCGGCGUAAACAGUGGCAGGAGGCAGAGAAGGAGCAGCGGAGGGAGGAGGUUGCGAGGCUGGCCCAGGAGGAUGCCCCCUGCCCGGCCCCUGCCGCCCCCACACCUCCCACGGUCCCUGCAGCGACCACAGUCCCUGCGGUGACCCCAGCCCCUGCUGCCCGGGCCCCAGCCGAGGAGGAGGUGGGCCCCCGGAGGGGGGAGUUCACACGGCUGGAGUACGAGCGCCGGGCCCAGCUGAAACUGAUGGACGAUCUCGAUAAGGUGCUGCGGCCCCGGGCCUCAGGGACCGGGGGGCCAGGUCGGGGCGGGCGAAGGGCUGCCCGGCCUCGCUCUGGUUGCUGUGAUGACUCUGCCCUGGCGAGAAGCCCAGCCCGUGGCCUGCUGGGCUCUCGCCUCAGCAAGGUCUACUCCCAGUCCACCCUGUCACUGUCCACCGUGGCCAAUGAGGCCCCCAAUAAUCUCGGGGUGAAGAGGCCCACAUCUAGGGCUCCAUCCCCGUCCGGCCUCAUGUCCCCAAGCCGCCUGCCUGGUAGCCGCGAACGCGACUGGGAGAAUGGCAGCAACGCCUCCUCCCCAGCGUCGGUGCCCGAGUACACAGGUCCACGGCUGUAUAAGGAGCCCAGCGCCAAGUCCAACAAGUUCAUUAUCCACAACGCCCUGGCGCACUGCUGCCUGGCGGGCAAGGUGAACGAACCGCAGAAGAACCGCAUUCUCGAGGAAAUUGAGAAGAGCAAGGCCAACCACUUCCUGAUCCUCUUUCGAGACUCAAGCUGCCAGUUCCGAGCACUGUACACGCUAUCGGGGGAGACAGAGGAGCUGUCGCGGCUGGCGGGCUACGGCCCCCGGACAGUCACACCCGCCAUGGUAGAGGGCAUUUACAAGUACAACUCGGACCGCAAGCGCUUCACCCAGAUCCCUGCCAAGACCAUGUCCAUGAGCGUCGAUGCCUUCACCAUCCAGGGACACCUCUGGCAGACCAAGAAACCCACGACUCCCAAGAAAGGCAGUGGCACCCCCAAAUAGCCCUGUCCUGGGUGGUCUGCGGGCCGGGACCCAGGUGCUCUGGCCACCGCCCCCAUGGAGGACAGUUGGUAUUCUUGUGUUCUGUCUGUCCCCAACUGUGUCUGGGUGGGGCUGGAGUCCCCACCCCCUGACUUUGAGUCUGGCCCUGCUGUGGGGGCUGAGCUGGGAGUUUCAGGGACUCAGCUCAAUCCCCUUGUCUGUCCAAC